UUGCGUUCGCGAUGUAAGAAUAAAACAUGCAGUAUAUCAAGGGAAUGCCAUUAGAAAGAUCGAAAAUGUGUGUGGUCUUGAAGAGGCUGCGGUGUACGAUUUCAAGGAAGAUCAAAUCCGAACAUAAAGUUGCGUAGUUUUAGGAUUUUCAACAGUCAAAUGAAAUAUUUACGACCGUCACAGACUCACUGGCCCAUCGUCGCAUGUGACGUUUGGUCAUUCAACACACCGCGAGCGGCCUGCACUGGCGCCAUUUUUGCAGCGCUGCUUCCGUUUGCUAGCGUUACGCCAGCAUCACACACGUCAGCCAUGCAGCGGCGCUUGUCGUGGGUACGCUCUCGCUGCGAUGAACCGAACGGACGCGCUGGUGCCAUCCCGCUCACGCAUCUGACUGGCAAAACUGCCAGAACGAGAGCAAAACAGCGAACGAGACCGGAGAGGAUGGCUGAUGAAAUACUCUGAAACGCUCGACCGAAAUCGAAAUUUGCAGUGAGCAGGAGCGGAGACGAUCAUGUUCACUCAUGUGAGAUCAGCCCAUCGGAAAGGAGGUAAAAGCGCAGCGCAUUUUUUCGUUCCUUCCGAAAUCUGGAAAUUUUCCUUGCUGUUGGCUUUCGGUGUACGAUUUUAAACGAUAUUUUGCGUGGUUAGUGCUGGCAAGUGUUAAAAGCUGAACAUUUCGAGGUGUGGAAUAGUGUAAUGAAGCGUUUUCAACGCUCCGUUUAAGUUGAAAUUUCCCAAAUGUGAAAUGCGCUUCCUGCUUGGAUCGUUUUUUUUUUCUUGGCACUAGUGGAAUAGUGAGGAGACCAGCAGUAGAAAAGUGAGUUCCCGAAUUAUGAUGCGUUUCGUAACGGUGAGAAGUGAUAGCACAAGCGUAUGUAGUAGUGCUGCGGGGUGGCAAUCGCUCUGUACGAAGCAGCAGCGGGCGAGCGGGAAGAAUUUGUAAUUCAUCGCAACAUCGGAGCUAUCGCUGCACUGUCUGCAGUCGGUUACGAAUUGCGCGAGGCCGAGAAAUCGGACGACUCCCAUUUUUUAUCUAAAUUUUCAGAAAGGCAAUUUUCGAGAGGUGUGAAAUUACGUAGCUGUUAUUUGGAAUGGCGGUGUGCUUUUGAAAGUAUAGUGAGUGCUUUGUUCAAUAGAUUCAAUAAGAAGUGAAGCGAGUGAAGGUAAAAAUCGAAAUUUUCAACAGCGCAAGCGACGGAGAAAAAUGAACAAGACGUAUAGCAAGCAUUAGCAGACACCACGGUAGAGGAAAAUAGUACAGAAUUAAUAUCGUGGUGUUGAUGAGCUGUGCAUCAUUGUAUGGAUUUGCCAGUAUCGAGUUAUGUAGUGACUACUUUGGGCCGCCGAAAAAGGGAUUCCACUAAACAAGUGCAUGGUGUUCGAGUGCGUACGGUGGUGUAUGCGCAAAAUUGCUUUACCCGGCUUUUCGGUUGCUGGACCGGCCAGCGCAGGUGGGAGUCAAGUGGUGUACCAAAGUUACUUUAACUCAUACGUUUUCCGUCGUAGUCUGCUUUGGUAUUCGUGAAUGUGUAGAGAGCAAGUGAAAUUGAUGAAAAGGUAGGAAAGAAGUUGAUAAUGUGUAGCCAGAGAAGACAGAAGAAAUAGUUAUAGAAUGUGGGCCGAUAAUAGUACACAGUGAAAUAGUGAAAAAAUAUCAACAUCACAUCACUUGCGAAGUUAGCAUUCAAUGCAUUUGAUUGUGCAGAAAACAGGAUUGACGUAGUAUAGUACGCCAAGAUACGUGCGUGUGUUGUAUGUUUCAAUUUUAUUUUCGCGGUAGUCUGCAAAUGAGUGAAUGGGACUAGCGCGCCUUGCAGCAAACGUGAUCAAAGUACCCGAUGCAGUUGAUGAGAUGGCUCCCGCUCUUACCGAGCCGCUGAGCCAAAGCAAACUCUCAUCGUCGGCAGUAUCUGGGGCAUCUCCGCGAACCGGUGUGGAAACAAAUAGUCAGCAGGAAGCAUCAAGCAGUGCCAGUACAGACUCCGGAAACGGGUCCUCUUCAACUAUUCCCAGUGAGACCGACGUCUUUCUUAGGGAUACCGAAGCACCACCUACCGAGCUCGAGCAAACGGAGGACGACAUUCAAAAUAACAACAGCGGUGGGCAACUAUUAAAAAUUGAUCCGGAGAGUGGAAAAGAUCUCAUUGAGCUUGCUCUGGAGCAGCUCCAUCGAGAUGAAACUACUGGAGAACCGGUAACUACUGAAGUUGCAGCUAGUGGAAGUACUCAUCCUGAAACCGAUAUUUCACAAGCAGUCAUCGAUCAAAUAUCGCAGGUGGCUUCAACAAGCGAAACAGUCGCCCCAACUAGCGAAGUGCAUGGUGACCAACAACUUGAUUCGCAAUCGUCAAUCAUUUCCAGCUCCAGCACCGCUAUGGGAUUACAGAAGGAUUACCUUAAAGAUAAUCCCGACAUGGAACAAAUGCUUGGAGAACUGGCAUCCACCUCGGAUAUGGAUUUGCUACAAGUAUUCAAAAGUCUAGAAGGUAACCCUAGCGGAGAUGGUUUCUGUGCAGAACUGGCCGGUGGACUUUCGCUCUUCAACGAUGUCGACGUGGUGAAUAUUUACGAAGAAGUUGCUCAAGCAACUCCUCCGAACAAAGAUCGCGAGCGAUUAGAAAUGCACGCUGAAAUCGUUAAACGACAAUCUCAAAUGCAACGAAAAUAUGAUUUUCUUAUUCGUCGUCUAAACAAACUGCAAGCUCGAUAUAUGGGCCAACACGUGAGCGAAGAAAUUGCGGGUUUGUUUGAAUACUCUCAGCGGUAUUGGAAGAAAAAAGACAAAGAACAUGCCAAAGGCCUUGGCACCUCGGCCACCGUUUCACCAACUUCUCUCAUUCCGGACAUUAUUCCUUUUCAACCUCAUCCACCAUCGACUACCGAUAAGCUGAAGCCUAUUUCAGCAAAUGCGAUGAAAACUUUCGCUAAGCGCUUAGAAGGAAUAGCAACCACGCAGUGUUCGACGCAAGCUAAGCGAAUAUACAGUAAUCGGUACUUCCAGGGUACCAGCAGCAGCCCAGCAGAAGCAAGUGGAGUUUCCACUCCGCUCAACUAUACCUCGCCCACGACAACAAUACCGAAGUUUGAGGACCCAACUAUCGACCAGUUGGAGCAAACAGCAGGCCUACUACAUUCGGAACUGCACCAAAUACAAAACACAAUCGAUUCGGAAGCAACGGUCAGCAGUUCUGGAGGUGAAUCAGCCGACGAAAUGCUCUUGUACAACAAUCAGAACCAGCACUCUUUAACGAUUUCCAAACGCGCAGCCUGGCGAUGGGCUAAGGACCGAGCCUCAGUAGCAGCCCGAUGGACCUGGCUGCUGGCGCAAAUAUCGGAUCUAGAGUAUCGCAUCCGGCAGCACAAUGAGCUGCAUAACAAAAUUAAAAUCAACAAAGGCGCGGUUACACUGGAAAACGGCCAAUCACAUCCAUCACAACCUCCCUCGCAGCAGUCGGUGAAUGGUUACCGGGGAACACUCCCAGGCAAUAACAAACCCCUAGACGAUAGCUACGAUUCGGCCAAUCCUGGAAGUAGUUCUGCGCCGAAUGGUGCAUACGAUCAGAAUAGUGGCAGUAGCCGAACGCGUCCUUUCCAUCGCAACGGAUUUCGCAAAAGGAAGUUGCUGCAAACUGCAAAUCUGCACACAAUUUCCAAGAAAGCCGCUCGGCCCAGUACCGUAAAAUGUGGCUGUGCCUGGCCGUUACACCCUUGUGCGCUAUGUACCGGCCGGCAGGAUCCCACAGCGCCUAGAGACCUCCCUGACACGAUGCCGGCAUCGGAGCGAGUUGCACUGCUAGAUCCAUGCUUUCAUCCUGUGCUAAGUUUUCCUGAAGAUGUUUCCCAUGGAAUUCACUUCGAAGCAAUUAUGCGAAUACCAGACUGGCAAAACAAAAUGAUCCGCAGUACAGCUAAGGCACUUAGCAGGAGCGUAGCUAUUUCUCAGAAGGCGACCGCUGGCGGUGGCUUAAGUUCCACACCCGGUGGCGUAUUGCCGUCCAGUGCCCCUCCAGCGUUCCUGUCGUCGGGCGACGAGGCAGUGCCUCAUGGUAACAAAAAAUAUGGACCUGAUGGCAAGCGGAAGUACAACAAACACAAGCACAGUUUUACAGAACUGGCAAAUCACAAAAUUAAAAAAACGAAAUCUCGUCGAAAUCUACUGCUGACAGGUACUGGCAGUGGCCGACGCAAGUCAUCAUCUGCAUAUCCUGCGGGUGGCAGCAGCAGCAACCAGUACGGGCCAAGCGCAAUCGGUGCAACACCUGGUGGUAGUUCGAACAAAUACUACAAAAGUUCCAGUAGUAAAUACCGAAAAACGUCCAACUCGUCAACGUCGGCCAUGGCAAAUACUCCUAUCGGAGGUAGUGGCGGAACGCUUAGUCGCUACAGUAGCAGCGGCGGUUUCGGCGGCACUACUUCCGGACUUGAUUAUAUGGACAAUGUUGGGCUGCAUCACGAUGGCGCUGGCAGUGGUAGUAGUCGUAGCAAAAACUCAUCGCCAACGCCAAAUCAUCAUCGAAAUGAAAGGAAAAAUCGAAACUCGUACGACAUCGAUAACAUUGUUAUCCCGUACAGCAUGGCAGCAGCAAACAGAGUGGAACUCUUGCCCUACAAAGAAAUUGUUACACCAAAAUGGCGUAUUAUCGGCGACAAUGACGAGCCCGAAAACUCGGACACUGCUGCGAAUCCGGAAACUUCCAGCACUAGUCAACCCUCCUCAGGUGAAGGUGUGGUCAAAUCCACAGAACCACAGCAUCCGUCGUUAGAAAUAAAGACAGAAACGACCUUGCCUUCACUCGCUGUUCAACAAACAGAAACAGAAAUCAAAGAGUCCGAUUUACCGACCGAAGGUCAACUAAUAGUACUGCCUUCCAUAGACGAAGAAGACAUCUCCGAGGAAACAAUUCUGAUCAAACAUGAGCGAGCACUGCAGGAUGAACGUAAAAAGUUUCGCACCUACAUGAAGUUUCCUUGGAGCAGACCUAGAGCGAAUCGCCGAACCGACAGUCGGGCGGAGUCUAGUGGAGCUAACACGCCGGAUCCAACCUCACCAGCACCACCUACUCCGCUAGUGGAUCCGGAGUCAAAUACUUCCCCUGCAUGCCCAUCGACGCCACUAAUGCAACAGGACUCACAUGAGCUGUCUGAAUCUAACGUGCUUAACGCGUUGAAUCAAAGUUUAAUUAAGAAGGAACGUAGACGCACGGUUUCAACUAAAAUAAUAAAAGAAGAACUUCCGCGUAGCAGCAGCCCCGACAUCAGAGAGGUCGUUGCGCCGUAUGAAGCACUAGAAUUUCCUCUGCCGGACGAUCUAUACGAAGAGAUGAUCCGGGCGAUGCCCAGUGACCAUCUGGCCCUGGUGGAGGACGCUAUCUGCAAAUUAUCGCGACCGAAUCGACCCAACAACAACGUGUUACUGGCGAACCGUAACAACCUGAACCUGGUUCCAUCGAGCAGUGGACUGCAUAACAAUCCACUUAGCUCAAAUAUGUCUACAACGUCAACAACACUGUCGGCUACCGAGAAUGAUUUGGACGAACUGGACAGCCAUGAUCCCGAUGAUGAUCUAAUGCAAGCAAAGAAAGUCGAGAAUCAGAUCAUCAUGGAGAAACUCCUAAAGAGCUGCGACGAGAAUCGGAUGUUCGUCGGCGUGCGUGAAGUACUGGACGAUGACGAUCCGAUGGACGACGAGGAAACCGAUACAGGGGAAUCGUUGUUCGUCGAAGAGGAUGACCCAAAUGAUCCGGAAUGGUACGAUCGACCUGGCCGCGGUCGAACGUAGGACGCACGUCCUCAGCGAAACGGCCACAUAGUUUGAUCUCGAUCACCACAGAAGUUGGUUGCGUUGUUUCGCUCUGUAUUCUUUUUUAUUAGUUGUAAGCUAUUACUGCUUUCGUUUUACUACGUUUUUACAGAAUAGGACCUAUACGAUGGCGUUGGAGAUCCAUCUUUGUACAGCAGGUAGAUAAGGGAUCACUUGUAAGUAUAAAUAUCAUUGAGGAAGAAAAAUAAAUCAGAGCAGAAUUUAAGAGCAACACUAUACUUUGUAAUUAAUAUUAUCUUUAUGACAUGCUACUGCAAGCAUAUUAAACAAAAAAAGAGAGUAAAAAAUUACUUCAUUUAGCGCAACCUAACGCUAUGUAAACCAUACAUUUUUUAGUAAUCUCUUAACACACACUGUCGGGCAUUGUUGAGAAAGAACAAGUUAUGAAUAAUAGUCACUUAACAAAAUGAAAUAUAACUAGAGCAUACGUUGUAAUAAUAACGAGAACAAACUUUAGAGAUCCCUGUGAAUAGUAAACUUGAGUAAGCAGAAAUCGAAAACUGAAAAAUACAAUACAAGAAAAAAAUAUCUGCUUAACCAUUGUAAUUGUGUACAUAUAAAUGAUCCACCAAAUUACUGUGACCCAACUUUUUAUUUUUUUUAGAUGCUUUACAAUCACACUUCCUACAUAGACCACAGCUGUAGGUUCUAAAAACAAAAUAUAUAAGAAUGAAAGCUUUUUGAUUUUCCAGUUUUCUCUACAUUUGCCAUCUGUAUUGUAAGGGCAGAAUAUUUCUAGAUUGUUUUCUGUUUUCCAAAUUUUAUUAUGCUUCACCCGGUGAGCACACGCAACGUAGCAAGUGUAGAUUUGACAGUGUUAUUCAAAUGAUUUUUUGCGUUUUCUACGAAAAGAGCAAAUAAAUUAGGUUUAUUAGUAGUCAUCGUUAAUGGUAACAUGUAAUUUAAGGCACAGCAGUAGCUCUGAAACAAUGCAGCAAGAAGGCAGAGAAUAUAAAAAAUAAAAGAAAAAGAUACGAUAACUUCUGCAGGAAUGUAUUUGUAGAGAAUAACUUACCCUUCACAAUAAAUAAAACGCUCGGCAAGGAACAUCGUCUAGUGUAGAGUAUUCCGGGCCGGGAACGUUUUAUAAAAUCACCUAAAGCAAAA
Wyeomyia smithii (pitcher-plant mosquito) is the source of this 6928-nucleotide messenger RNA. RefSeq lists its product as uncharacterized. The coding region runs from base 1796 to 5779 and encodes 1327 amino acids. The record is from RefSeq and is a predicted model, not a curated record. Gene Ontology annotation, molecular function: histone acetyltransferase binding. Gene Ontology annotation, cellular component: NSL complex. NCBI's taxonomy places the organism in Eukaryota, Metazoa, Arthropoda, Insecta, Diptera, Culicidae. The transcript is spliced from 13 exons.